Messenger RNA from Durio zibethinus, 1111 nucleotides. NCBI's taxonomy places the organism in Eukaryota, Viridiplantae, Streptophyta, Magnoliopsida, Malvales, Malvaceae. The record is from RefSeq and is a predicted model, not a curated record.
UAUAAUCUCAAAAUAACUAACAACGGAAAUCAUGUUUCAGUUGUUUGGUCACUAUUCCUUCCUCUUCCUCUUUCUUUUCAUCUGUUUUUUCCCACGUCCUUGUUUUCCCGCCAGAAUCACACCGGCACAAAUAACUGUCAUAACUAACGAUCCUCACAACGCCACGUGGCGUAGUUUCAUUCGUUUUAAAGACGCCGAGAAGGGUAGCCACGUCAACGGCAUGUCGGAACUCAAGAAAUACUUCCAACAUUUCGGCUACCUCUCGAUUCGGGACAACCAAAACGGCAACUUCACUGACGUUUUCGACACUCAAUUCGAGACCGCUGUUAUUUUGUACCAACAAAAGCUAGGGUUAACGGUAACCGGCAAGCUCGAUUCCGACACGAUAUCAACAAUCAUGUCCCCGAGGUGCGGCGUUUUGGACACCGCCCCUAAAAUCCAUGCAACGAAACAUUUUGCAUAUUUUUAUGGAAGGCCGAGAUGGGUGCGUGGAUCGCCUAUGACUUUAACGUACGCCUUUUCGCCUUCGAACAUGAUCAAUUACAUAAGUUUAUCGGAAAUUAGAACAGUAUUUCAAAGCGCGUUUACGAGGUGGGCAUCGGUAAUUCCGGUAAACUUUGCAGAGACAGAAGAUUAUAUAUCGGCUGAUAUAAGAAUCGGGUUUUUCAGUGGCGACCACGGCGACGGGCAACCGUUUGAUGGGGUUUUAGGAGUAUUAGCUCAUUCAUUUUCGCCAGAGAACGGGAGGCUUCACCUUGAUGAAGCUGAAACGUGGGCUAUUGAUUUUAGGAAAGUGAAAUCAAAGGUGGCUAUUGAUUUGGAAUCAGUGGCGACGCACGAGAUUGGUCACAUACUCGGCUUGGCUCAUACUCCGGUCAAGGAAGCCGUGAUGUAUCCGAGCUUGAGCCCUCGGAGUAGAAAAGUGGACCUGAAACUCGACGAUGUGGAAGGCGUUCAGUCGUUGUAUGGGUCAAAUCCUAACUUCAAGUUCGAAUCUUUGUUAGAGUCUGAAAAUUCUUCUAACAAAGGAAUUGGCCUGAAGUGUAGAACAUCCAAGUGGACUUCUUCUUUGGUAGUGGCAAUUUUUUUUCUUCUUUUGAUGAUUACAUGA